GUAAUGAUCUGCUAGACAUCACAUAUUUUCAAAAGCGCUCUGACGUUUUCGGAGACGUCUGUUACCCACCAACUUGAUAGCUAGCUGGGCUUCAAGGCUCACUAGAGCCUGUGAGAACACCGGACUCCCGGCAAAUCGUUUUCAAACCCACCACCGUCUUUUGCUACUCAGGUUAAACAAGAUAUAUAAGUCACUUAGUGUUGUGUAUUUUGGGUUAUAACAGGACCCGUAGCGGUCAUGCCCAGAUGCAUUAUGGGAAAAGAUGCUUUUAGGCUGUUGCUCAGGCUAGCUCCAUGUUAAGUUAUGCCGUUAUAAUAAAUGCCUCAAGUUACGUCGUGGUCCGAGUAUCAUUGUUAUACUAGUAACCCGGAGUGAAGAUAUAACAAAAGUGGCGACGAGGACGUCUGGACCGACGCUGCAGUCCGCUUUGGAGUUUUACACUUUUUUUUCCCUGCUGAUGCCUCGCGCUGACCUGGUGUUAGACGGCACCGGAGGGAGAACGACGCUCCCGGUGUGCGAAGGUGGAUGCCGCUUUUUUUUUUUCUCAGCGAAACGGGGAGGAAUGUACAGCGGACAAGACGACAAAGGCAGACUCCGUAAGUGACGUUAACCAAAACAUAAACGGAUAAAAGAGACGUUACGAAAAGGAACAGUUGUGAGGGGAAGAGUGCCAUUCAACCAGGAGCCGAGUAAUGGCUGGAGUUACUGGCCCUAUCGGUCCCUUCGACGAAAGCACGGAGCAAUGGAGCUCAUAUACGGAGCGUUUUGGAUAUUUCGUUGCGGCUAACGACAUACAGGAUGCUAAACUGGUGCCCAUUUUUUUGAGUGUGAUAGGCCCAAAGACUUUUACCCUGCUAAGGAGCCUGCUACAGCCAGCAAAGCCAGGCAGUAAAAGUUUCACAGAGAUCGUGGACACACUGACCAAACACUUCUCGCCCAAGCCCCUCGUGAUCGCUGAACGGUUCAAGUUUCACAAGCGAAACCAAGAAGAGGGUGAGUCUGUCACAAUGUUCGUUGCAUCGUUACGCAAAUUAGCUGAACACUGUGAGUUUAAAGAUGUUUUAAAUGACACAUUAAGAGACAGACUCGUGUGUGGUUUAAGAAAUGAAGCUGCACAGAAGAAAUUGCUCACGGAAAGUGAUUUGACUCUUGAGAAGGCAAUUAAUAUCAGUGUGACCAUGGAAAUGGCAUCAAAAGAAGCCCAUGCGCUACAUGCUACAGACAGAGUACACAAACUAGACAAUGGUAAAGCAAAUGCACAGGGACCAUGCUUCCGCUGUGGCAAGUUAGGACACCUUGCUAGUGAUUGCUGGUGCAAAGAAAUGGAUUGCAACAACUGUGGAAAAAAAGGUCAUGUAGCACGGGCAUGCAGGAACAAAAGGUGCAAGGAUAAGGGCUCAAAGCCUGGAAAUAAAAGAGGCACUGCAAGAUUCAAAAAAGAAAGACAUGUUCACACAGUUAAGCUUCAUGAGGAUAGAGCAAAUGACUCCUCAGAUGAAGAAGUGUUGUCUGCAAUAAAUACUGUGCGAAUACUGAAGGUGGAUGAAACCUCAGACGGCUUUUGGGUCACGCCCAAACUGGAGGGACAUGUUGUAAAAAUGCAGAUUGACACUGGGUCAAAAGCAUCACUAGUGUCAUAUAAUGUCUAUAGGACAUGUCUGAAGCACCUUCCACUCAAACCCUCCGACACAGUAUUUAAAGGAUAUACUGGACAUCGAGUGCCUAUGAAAGGAAUGGCAGAGGUGACUGUUCAAUACAAUGGCCAAACUGCUAAGCUGCCUGUGUAUGUUACGCAGAAGAACUGCCCUGCUAUAAUGGGACGUGUGUGGCUCAAAACAAUCAGACUCAACUGGCAAGAGGUGAGAAAGCUGUCGCAUGGUUCCUCUCAGCUACAGGCCAUACUGGGAAAACACCAGGAGGUUUUUCGUGAGGAACUGGGCAGCAUGAAAAAAAUUACAGUGAAGCUGCAUCUCAAGCCUGACUCCAAGCCAGUCUUUAUGAAGGCUAGACCUGUGCCGUACGCCAUUCGGCCCAAGGUGGAGUCUAAUUUAGACGCAUUGGUCAAGAAUGGUGUUCUGGAGCCGGUUACGACCAGCGAGUGGGCCACGCCCAUCGUUCCAGUUCCUAAAAAGGACGGCGGAAUCCGGAUCUGCGGAGACUUCAAGGUAUCCGUGAAUCCUGUAUUAACAGCAGAGCAGUAUCCCCUUCCACUGAUUGAUGACUUAUUUGCUGGUCUGAGUGGAGGACAAAAGUUCAGCAAAAUAGAUCUCAACCAAGCUUACCUGCAAAUGCACGUUGAAGAGCAGUCACGUGACAUGUUGACUAUUAACACACAUAAGGGACUUUUCAGAUUUUGCAGGUUGCCUUUUGGCAUCACAUCAGCUCCAGCAUUGUUUCAACGAGCGAUUGAUCAAAUCCUGAGCGGAUUACCUGGUGUGCAAUGCUAUCUGGAUGAUAUCCUGUGUACAGGAGCAGAUGAUGAAGAGCAUCUGCGCAACUUGGAUGCGACCCUUCAGAGGCUGAAGGAAUACGGAUUGAGAGUCCGUAAGGAGAAAUGUGACUUUUUCCAGUCAUCUGUGGAAUAUCUAGGGCACGUGAUUGAUGCAAAUGGACUUCACACUGCACCUUCGAAGAUCACAGCAAUCGUGGAUGCACCCCCACCACGAAAUGUCAGUCAGUUAAAGUCUUUCUUAGGGCUGUUGAACUACUACGGACGGUUCAUACCCAACUUGGCAUCACUCCUGAAACCACUGCACAACCUGCUACGCAAGGAAGAAGCAUGGGAGUGGACAGCAAGCUGCCAAGAGGCCUUUCAAAAGGCAAAGGAUUCACUGACUGCAUCUGAGGUGCUAACCCACUUCAAUCCCAAGUUCCCAAUUCAGCUUGCUUGUGAUGCUUCUCCCUAUGGGGUGGGGGCAGUGAUUUCCCACAUUCUCCCAAAUGGCGAAGAAAGGCCAAUUGCAUUCGCAUCAAGGACAUUAAACACAGCAGAGUCCAACUAUGCUCAGCUGGAACGAGAGGCGCUGAGCAUUGUAUUCGGUGUUCGGAAAUUCCACCAGUACCUGUACGGUAGGAAGUUUACACUGUUUACUGACCAUAGGCCUCUCACAACCAUCCUGGGACCCUAUACAGGGAUUCCAUCUCUUGCUGCUUCACGUCUCCAGAGGUGGGCGUUGAUAUUGUCAGGACAUUCUUAUGACAUCAAGUAUCGCAAAUCGGAGUCUCAUUGCAAUGCAGAUGGGUUGUCCAGGUUACCCCUUCCUGUUAAAAAACCCGUCUCUGACACAGUUGAGAUCCUCUACUUCAGGGAGGUAGAGACAGCACCUGUUUCGGCUGUGCAGGUGAAAAAGGCGUCCAGAAAUGACCCUGUGUUGGCAGCAGUGCUGGACUGGAUCAUUAAGGGUCUGCCUGCAAGUAAGGGUGUAGACCUGAAGGCUUUCCUGGGAAAGCGGGCGGAGCUUUCUGUUCAGGCGGGAUGUUUGCUGUGGGGGAGGAGAGUCAUCAUUCCCAUGUCAUUGCGACCAAAACUGUUGAAGCAACUGCAUGCAGGACAUAGUGGAAUAGUGAGAAUGAAGGAAAUAGCGAGAAGCUAUUUUUGGUGGCCAAAUAUGGACAAACAGAUUGAGGAGAUUGCUAAAAACUGCUCUUCGUGUCAGAUGGUCCGGAACAACCCACCACUUGCUCCUCUCCAUCCCUGGGAGUUCCCACAGGAGCCAUGGCAUCGGGUACACAUUGACUUUGCAGGUCCAUACGAGGACAAAAUGUUUCUUGUAGCUGUUGAUGCACACAGUAAAUGGCCUGAAGUGACCAUCAUGAAAUCAGCCACCACUGAAAAGACCAUAGAAGCUCUAGGAGAAAUGUUCAGUAGGUUUGGAUCUCCUACUCAGAUAGUCUCUGACAAUGGACCUCAACUGGUUUCACAGGAAAUGGAGGCUUUCCUACAGGCUAAUGGAGUGCAGCACAUUACGUCAGCUCCAUACCAUCCUGCAACGAAUGGUCUUGCAGAAAGGUUUGUUCAGACAAUGAAACAUGCACUGAAAACAUCACAAGGCCAAGGAACACUGCAUCAGAGACUGCACAAGUUUCUGCUUAACUACCGGAAUAGUCCACAUGCUACCACAAGGACAUCUCCUGCCAACGCAAUGUUCAAAAGAGAUCUGCGCACUACCUUUGAUCUUUUGAAACCCUCAACUGUGAAGGACACUGUACAAAAACAACAAGAGAAACAAAUCAUGUACAGGGGUCAAAAGGUCAAGGACAGAGUCUUCAGCACCGGCGAGUCAGUGCAGGCCAGGAACUACCGAGGAGUACACAAGUGGGUUCCUGCAACUGUCAUUGCUCAAACUGGUCCAGUUUCAUAUACAGUUCAGGUGGCCGAUGGAGUCUGGAGAAGACACGUGGAUCAGCUACUCCAGUCCGCACCAGUGUCUGCAGAAGGGUCUUGCGGAGAUCUUGAAAAUGCACUCAUCGACUCGUCAGCCCCUUCACACACACAAGUAGAGAACUCCACCACAUCAGGAACAGUGGUUCCACCUGUAAAUGAGACUGUAAGAGAGACUGAGACAUCUUCGGUGUCAGGAACAAAGGCUCCACAAGAGAGCACACAGACUGACGUUACCACAGACCGCCGAUACCCCAAUAGAGAGCGGCGGCCUCCUGUUCGUCUGAGUUAUUAGAUGGCACCUGACCCAAAUGAACGGGGCAGAAUAAUCCCCAUGGGUCAUGGGGGAGGUUGAGGUAGUCCACCCUCACUCCCCAAGAUAGCAAUUAAAAGAGUUGGUGUUGUAACCUUACAGUUAAUAAGAGGUGAAAUGUUUGUGAGGCUAUUACUGUCAUGUGCCAGUGAAGACUGAAGUUUGUGAGUAGAUCACCUGUUUAUUUCGUAGUACAUCCUUUGUAAGAGGGGAGGAGAUGUUGUGUAUUUUGGGUUAUAACAGGACCCGUAGCGGUCAUGCCCAGAUGCAUUAUGGGAAAAUGAUGCUUUUAGGCUGUUGCUCGGGCUAGCUCCAUGUUAA
This is a messenger RNA of Haplochromis burtoni (Burton's mouthbrooder), 5015 nucleotides long. RefSeq lists its product as uncharacterized. The record is from RefSeq and is a predicted model, not a curated record. Gene Ontology annotation, molecular function: nucleic acid binding; zinc ion binding. The transcript is spliced from 2 exons. Lineage: Eukaryota; Metazoa; Chordata; Actinopteri; Cichliformes; Cichlidae. Gene Ontology annotation, biological process: DNA integration. Bases 693 to 4676 code for a protein of 1327 amino acids.